AAUCUAUCUAGGGGAUGGAUGUUUUGUAAUGUGCAUAGGCCUAGAGAAUAUUCUCUAAUUGCUUGUGAUGAAGCAUACAUCUUUGUUUUUUCUUUUCGUUGGAACUUUAGCACCGCGACACGAAGGCUAUCGAGAUUACUUGGGUGACUAGGUGGUGGUCAAGGAUUAAGAUUUAUCAUGCAUUAUUCAAGUAACAACAGAUUCAAUAACUUUGUCUGAUUGCUGAAUCAAUGCAAUGCUGUUAGCCUAUUGUUUUUGUUGAUCUUGUUUUCUUUCUGACAGAGACUUUUUGUGAUAGAUCUGCAUUGGGCUUACUUCCCAUCAUCUGCAAGAUCAGGAUCAAUACCAAUGGAUUCAGGAGACUGGUUUAGGUCAAUCAUUUGCAUAAAAAGAAGGAAGGAAGACAGAUCAAAGCAAGCGAAGGCAAGAAAAAAAUUGUGCCAGCUGAAGGAUACAGCGAGAUUUCAGAGCCUUAUUCAGGAUCACACUUACAUGAAGCAAGCAUCAACUGCAUUGAGCUAUACACAUUCAUGGUGUAGAAUACAGGACCAAAUCAGAACUCGCAGACUCCGUAUGGUACAAGAAGGCCGAAUUCGGCAAAAGAAAUCGGAAAAUCAGUUAAAACUUGAAGCUAAGCUUCAUGAGCUAGAGGUGGAAUGGUGCAGUGGCUCUCAAACCAUGGAGGAAAUCCUUUCCAGGAUACAACAGCGAGAAGUAGCAGCGAUUAAGCGUGAGCGAACCAUGGCAUAUGCAUUCUCUCAUCAGUGGAGAGCCAACUCCAGCCAAUAUCUUGGCCAGGCUUCUUACAACAUUGGCAAGGAAAACUGGGGUUGGAGCUGGAUGGACCGCUGGAUUGCUGCUCGCCCUUGGGAGGUCCGGGUUCAUUCACAUUCUUCCGAUUCAAACAAAGUGCAGACCAAGCAAAGCACAUCAUAUCAUGUGGCCAAGCAGCCAAAGAGAAAAUUAUCAGUUUCAGUUAAACCCGCUAUUUCGAAUGGGAAAGGAACCACGAAAGCAAAAGACAGUGUGCAGACGACGGCUGGAAGAUAAGCUGCCUUUGAAUUAACAUAUGUUGUUCUGAAGAACUUUCAGGCACCCAGCUCAUCCUUCAUCUUUACCAAUUAGUGGCACGAAUUGGUUAUGGUUCUUGUGUAUGUGUUCUUAAUUUGCCGGUUCGGAUUUAGGGUGAAUAUCUCCUGGUGGGUAAGGUAAGAUAGCAGACUUCAUAUUCUAGAUUGUCAACAUCGUUACUUUAAAUACAAUGUAUAGGUCAUAUUAAAAUGCAUGUAUAAACUAUUCUGAUGUAUUGUAUCUGGUGAAGGAAAAUUCUCAACUCUAUUAUCAGGAAUCUGUUUGUUUUUUUAAUGGAAAAUGAUACUCAGUACCUCAUUUGCCAAUCAA
Juglans regia (Persian walnut) is the source of this 1401-nucleotide messenger RNA. Its product is annotated as protein IQ-DOMAIN 1. The record is from RefSeq and is a predicted model, not a curated record. The transcript has 5 exons. The coding region runs from base 349 to 1050 and encodes 233 amino acids. Lineage: Eukaryota; Viridiplantae; Streptophyta; Magnoliopsida; Fagales; Juglandaceae.